AUGGGUCUAUUCGGAAAGAAAAACAGCAGCAAGAUCCCUCCGGUCGAGUCGGCACCGCCUCCGCAGUCCAAUGUGCCUGGCAGGUACGGUCCCUCCGCCGGUCCUUCGAUGCAGGGUGGCGGAGCUGGCUUUGCUCGCGGCAACUCGGGACAUGGUGCUACUGGCGGUGGCUACGAUGCUGGCUAUGGAGGAGCAGGCGGUGCUGGUGGCUACGAACAGCAACAAUAUAGUGGCGGAUCCGGAGGACCUGCACCUUACCAAGACCGUUUCGCCAAUGCGCGGGCGCCUGGUUCUGGCUUCGGUUCCGGCUACGAUCAGUACGCUGGCGCAGGUGGAAGCAAGUCGGGCAACAUUUCGCGCAACGUCCAGAACCAGAGAGGCGGCGGCGUUGCCGAGGACGACCUCGAGGCGGAAUAUGGACGAGGAGCCGGUGCGCCGCCCACGGGCUCGGCCUCGUACGGAUACGACGGCGUUGAGCAGCAAGAGGAGCAACGGGACGAAGAGGAUGACGAAGUGGAGGCUGUAAAACAGCAGAUGCGCUUCACCAAGCAGGAGUCGCUGUCUUCCACGCGCAAUGCGCUCCGAAUCGCGCGUGAAGCCGAAGAGACGGCGACCAAUACCAUGUUCAAACUAUCGGACCAGUCGGAAAAGAUUGGCAACACCGAGCGCUCGCUCGACCUCGCCAAGGCGCAUGCCUCGCGAGCUGAAGACAACGCCAAGGAGAUCGUGGCGCUCAACCGGUCCAUCUUCCGACCCAACGUGCAGUUCAACAAGAAAGCCAAACGUGACGCUGAAGAGGCGCGCAUCAUCGCUCGUCACAUUGACGAACGCGAGGAGCGCGAAGCUGUGCGUCGCGACGUGACUGCCGCGCAGUCGAGACUUGAUGCUAGCAUGAACGGUCCAGGAACGGGUAAGGCCAGCUUCGGCCGGUUCGGGCAGGACCGUUUCGGGACAGGCAAGAAGGCGGAAGAAGCUGCGCAGCGCAACAAAGUCGCUCAACGUGGCCGAUACCAGUUCGAAGCUACCGAGUCGGACGACGAACUGGAAGACGAGCUGGACCAGAACCUGGAUGAGAUCGGCAUGCUCAGUUCGCGGCUCAACCAACUCGGCAAGGCGAUGGGCCAGGAGGUGGAUACCCAAAAUUCAAGGUUGCAGAGGAUCGGCGACAAAGCGACAACGUUGGAUACAAAGAUUUUCGCGGGUACACAGCGAUUGGGCAACAUCAAGUAG
This is a messenger RNA of Sporisorium graminicola, 1230 nucleotides long. RefSeq lists its product as uncharacterized. Gene Ontology annotation, biological process: vesicle fusion; exocytosis. The transcript has a single exon. Gene Ontology annotation, cellular component: SNARE complex; plasma membrane. The record is from RefSeq and is a predicted model, not a curated record. The coding region runs from base 1 to 1230 and encodes 409 amino acids. Gene Ontology annotation, molecular function: SNAP receptor activity; syntaxin binding. Lineage: Eukaryota; Fungi; Basidiomycota; Ustilaginomycetes; Ustilaginales; Ustilaginaceae.